AUGAAUUCCAUAUGUGAUAUCCUUAGCAAGGAUCGCCCAGGUGUUGUACAUAUCAAUUGUCAGGCACUCACGAAAAUACUGGAUGGAUCUAAAAGGGCAAAGAGCCACUAUUUUCUCAAGAACAACAUUUUGGAAAGGGCAACAGAGGUGUUUGGAGUGUAUCUCGAGAAUGGCAAUCACUGGAGCUUUUUUCAUUGCAAUGUUGACAGAAGGUGCAUCACCUACUUUAACUCACUUGGAGAGACAGAGUGGCAAUGCCAAGCAAUUGCUCAGCACUGGUCUGCAUUUGCAGCCUCAAGGGGAGUAAAAGGAGAGUGGGACCUCAAAACCACAAAACAUAAUUUGCAAACCGAUUCAGUGUCAUGUGGUAUCCACACACUUGCAGUUGGCAAAAAAGAUGUUCCACCCAAUGUGCUGCAGCAGCCUAGAAAGGCAAAGACAAAGGUGACGAUAUUCAGCACUUUAACCGAGGGAGAGGCGGAAGACCUUGCCAAGGGGUUUGGAAUGGCACUGACCAAACAUGUGCCAAAAGACAAACUACUUUCUGGGAUACCUGAAGAGGACAUCCCAGCAACACUGAGGACCAUUGAACAAAUGAAGCUUAAUGUGCAAAACCUUGGCCCUGAAUCAGAGCUGGAUUUGGCCACUCACCGCUUUGGACCUACAGCAGUUGAUUUUUUCUUUUCCUUUUUAGAGGACUGUAUGAAAAAAACUCAGCACCCAUAA
Molecule: messenger RNA, 726 nt
Organism: Carassius auratus (goldfish)
Lineage: Eukaryota; Metazoa; Chordata; Actinopteri; Cypriniformes; Cyprinidae
Exons: 7
Coding region: 1-726 (241 amino acids)
Source: RefSeq, a predicted model, not a curated record